AUGAAGGUGCAAUCGAUUAUUCUUGGUCUUACAGCUCUGGCCUCUGGCCAUACCAUCUUUCAGAAGGUAUCUGUUAACGGAGCUGAUCAGGGUCAGCUGAAGGGUGUUCGCGCACCGGAUAGUGACUAUCCCAUCCAAAAUGUCAACGAUGGCUCAUUUGCUUGCAACAAGGACCUUAAACAUCUUGAUAGCACCGUCAUCACCGUUCCGAGUGGAGCAAAAGUCGGAGCUUGGUGGGGUCAUGUCAUCGGAGGAGCACAGUCAGCUAACGACGCUGAUAACCCUAUCGCGAAGAGUCACAAAGGACCAAUCAUUGUCUACCUCGCUAAGGUAGACAAUGCUGCUACUGCCCAACCGACCGGUCUUAAGUGGUUCAAGGUUGCUGAAGAUGGCUUGAGCAACGGACAGUGGGCAGUCGACAAGAUGAUCGCUAAUAACGGAUGGCACUACUUCACGUUGCCUACGUGUGUUGCGCCGGGUGACUACCUCAUGCGAGUCGAGUUGAUCGCACUCCACGGUGCGCAGAUGUCAGGACAAGCUCAGUUUUAUAUGGAAUGCGCUCAGAUCCGUGUUACUGGCUCUGGAACCAAUGCUGGCUCGAACUUUGUGAGCUUCCCUGGAGCAUAUAAAUCGAACGAUCCUGGUAUCCAGGUAAAUAUCUACGAUAACAGUGGAAACCCGUACAUGGGCGGUCAGCAGUACAAGAUUCCUGGCCCUUCGGUUCUCACUUGCUAG
Molecule: messenger RNA, 735 nt
Organism: Daldinia childiae
Lineage: Eukaryota; Fungi; Ascomycota; Sordariomycetes; Xylariales; Hypoxylaceae
Product: putative endo-beta-1,4-glucanase D
Exons: 3
Coding region: 1-735 (244 amino acids)
Source: RefSeq, a predicted model, not a curated record